AUGGGUCAACAAUUAUCGACAAUUAAUUUAAAAACUUCUGAUGCGACUAAUACAGAUGAUACGGAAUUUAAUUAUGAUAACAUCGCAUCUCGCGGCGGUGAUGAAAAUAUUCAUUUAUUUUCAUGGAUUAAAGCUCUUGAUGGCAUGACAACAAGUUCAAUUGGGUUUGAUCAAAUUGCGAGCACGCACAUUCAAUUAAUACAAAAAAUUCAAAAGGAUUUAUCGCUGCUAACACAUAAAGCUGAUAUUAUGAAAAUCAAUUCUGAUAUCAGCGAAAUACUUAUGGCAGAUGUUUUUCCAUCGAUUUCUGGUCGUUGUAGAGAAACCAUCGAAGAAAUUAUAGCUAUCGUGAAAAAACAAGAACAACUAACGUUAAAUAUAUUUUUGAAACAAAAACUGGCAGAAAAUGAAAAUGUUGAUCAGUCUAUUUCCGAUGAAUCGUUUCAUGAUGCACCUUCCGAUGAUACCAUCGACAAUGACGAUGCACAGGAAUCUAAUGUUGAUAAACAAGAAAUUGAACGAGCCAAAUUUCAUGCUCAACAAGUAUCUUAUUUUUCUAUACAAUCGUUAACAUCCUUAUUGAUAAUUUUAAUUAAAUCAGCAGAAAAA
Messenger RNA from Rotaria sp. Silwood2, 609 nucleotides. The record is from the annotation of a GenBank genome assembly. NCBI's taxonomy places the organism in Eukaryota, Metazoa, Rotifera, Eurotatoria, Philodinida, Philodinidae.